Molecule: messenger RNA, 15670 nt
Organism: Manis pentadactyla (Chinese pangolin)
Lineage: Eukaryota; Metazoa; Chordata; Mammalia; Pholidota; Manidae
Gene: GUCY1A2
Product: guanylate cyclase 1 soluble subunit alpha 2
Exons: 8
Coding region: 9-2147 (712 amino acids)
Biological process (GO): response to oxygen levels; cGMP biosynthetic process
Cellular component (GO): guanylate cyclase complex, soluble
Molecular function (GO): heme binding; guanylate cyclase activity
Source: RefSeq, a predicted model, not a curated record
CCCGCAGCAUGUCUCGGAGGAAGAUCUCGUCCGAGUCCUUCAGCUCGCUCGGCUCCGACUGCCUGGAGACCAGCCCCGAGGAGGGCGAGUGCCCCCUGUCCCGGCUCUGCUGGGACGGUGGCCGGAGCCCCCCCGCGCCGCCCGCGCCCGCCGCCGCUGCCGCCACGGCCGGGGCCCGCAGGGCGCAGCGCCGGAGGCGGGUCAACCUGGACUCGCUGGGCGAGAGCGUCAGCCGCCUGACGGCGCCCUCGCCUCAGACGAUACAGCAAACUCUCAAGAGGACAUUGCAGUAUUAUGAGCACCAAGUUAUUGGUUAUAGGGAUGCAGAAAAGAAUUUCCACAAUAUUUCUAACAGAUGCUCCUAUGCAGACCACACCAACAAAGAGGAAAUUGAAGAUGUCUCAGGAAUUCUUCAGUGUACUGCUAAUAUACUCGGUUUGAAGUUUGAGGAAAUCCAAGCAAGAUUUGGUGAGGAGUUCUUUAACAUAUGCUUCGAUGAGAAUGAGAGAGUCCUUCGAGCUGUAGGUGGCACAUUACAGGACUUUUUUAACGGCUUUGAUGCUUUGUUGGAACACAUUAGAACUUCUUUUGGAAAGCAGGCUGCCCUGGAGUCACCGUCCUUCCUAUGCAGAGAGCUCCCUGACGGCGCUCUCAAGCUCCACUACUUCCACCCUCACCGCGUGGUGGGGCUGGCGAUGCUGGGGAUGAUUAAGGCCGCAGGAAAGAAGAUCUAUCGGCUGGAUGUGGAGGUGGAACAGGUUGCGAAUGAGCAGCUGUGCUCUGCUGGUUCAAACCCAGGCAACUGUAGCUGUCUUACCUUCCUUAUCAAGGAAUGUGAAAAUACUAAUAGCACGAAGAACCUUCCACAGGGAACCUCCCAGGUUCCUGCAGACCUCAGAAUUAGCAUCAACACCUUCUGCAGAGCUUUCCCUUUCCACUUGAUGUUUGACCCCCACAUGUCAGUCCUUCAGCUGGGGGAGGGCCUACGGAAGCAGCUCCGAUGCGAAACUCACAAAGUGCUCAUGUUUGAGGACUGCUUCGAGAUUGUUUCUCCAAAGGUCAAUGCCACCUUUGAGAGGGUCCUGCUGAGACUGUCCACCCCGUUUGUGAUUAGGACCAAGCCUGAGGCUUCUGGCGCUGAGAAUAAAGACAAGGUGAUGGAAAUCAAGGGACAGAUGAUUCAUGUCCCAGAAUCAAAUUCCAUCUUAUUCUUGGGCUCUCCAUGUGUGGACAAGCUGGAUGAACUCAUGGGCCGAGGGCUGCAUCUCUCUGACAUACCUAUCCACGAUGCCACCCGAGAUGUCAUUUUGGUUGGCGAACAGGCAAAGGCUCAGGAUGGCUUGAAGAAGCGGAUGGAUAAAUUAAAGGCAACUUUAGAAAGAACUCACCAGGCCCUGGAAGAAGAGAAGAAGAAAACAGUGGAUCUUCUAUAUUCCAUUUUCCCUGGCGAUGUAGCCCAGCAGUUAUGGCAAGGGCAGCAAGUGCAGGCCAGAAAGUUUGAUGAUGUCACCAUGCUCUUUUCGGACAUCGUUGGCUUCACGGCCAUCUGUGCCCAGUGCACCCCCAUGCAGGUGAUCAGCAUGCUGAAUGAACUGUACACCAGAUUUGACCACCAGUGUGGAUUCUUGGAUAUUUAUAAGGUGGAGACAAUAGGUGAUGCAUACUGUGUUGCGGCAGGACUCCACAGGAAAAGUCUGUGCCACGCUAAGCCCAUUGCUCUGAUGGCCCUGAAGAUGAUGGAACUUUCGGAAGAGGUGCUGACACCUGAUGGACGACCAAUUCAGAUGAGGAUAGGCAUUCACUCAGGCUCCGUGCUGGCUGGAGUUGUUGGGGUAAGAAUGCCACGAUAUUGCCUGUUUGGAAAUAAUGUCACUCUGGCAAGCAAAUUUGAAUCAGGAAGUCACCCUCGGCGCAUCAAUGUCAGCCCAACAACUUACCAAUUAUUGAAAUGGGAAGAAGGUUUCACAUUCAUUCCUCGGUCCCGUGAAGAGCUUCCAGACAACUUUCCAAAGGAAAUCCCCGGGAUCUGCUAUUUCCUGGAGGUAAGGACUGGUCCUAAGCAGCCAAAGCCUUCUCUUUCUUCAUCAAGAAUAAAGAAGGUUUCCUACCACAUUGGCACCAUGUUCCUCCGGGAGACGAGCCUCUAAGACCUGCUGCAGAUCAAAGACUCCUCCAAAAAGCACAAGCCCAGAACACGGAUCACGACAGGAGAGUGGAAAGAGAUUGCUUCUCUUUCACUGCUUUAUUGAGAACAAGCAGCAGAAUUUCUGUUAUGUCAGGCAAUAAUCCUAGGAAAAGGUGGGUGGUGGCUGUCAAUAAAAAACAUGGAGGGCAGGGGGGAAGUAAGAUGUGUCUAUCCAUAUGAGUGUUUUUGGUCAUAUAUAUAUAUAUUUUAAUGACAAGUAUGGGCCCCCUUUCAAAACUAACCAACAAAUAGACUCUGUGUUUUCUUGUUUGUCACACAUACAGGUAUCUUUCCCUAUAUAUUUGUAUCACUUUUGAGAGCCUGUUUUGAUUAUAUAUUCCUACAUUUAGUGAGUUGGUACAUGAGGAAUAUUUUCUAAUUUUGUUUUUCUGAACAGACAUUUCAUACAUAUAUCAUGGCAGUGUGGUAAACUUCCAAGCAGGAAGAACUGUAACUCAGCAAAAUAUUUUAGGGAUAAUACCUAUUUUUAUACAUAUCUCUUCUUCUUAGAUAAUUACAUUUCACACAACAUUAUUAGAUUUUCAGAAUCUGCUACUGUAUAGUUGGUAUGUUAUGUAACUCUAUCCUAUUAAUUGAAAACAGUUUCACUUACUUAGAGAGAUUAGUGCUUGGACUGAGAAUACAUAUAACCAAGGAUUUCAGAUGCUGAGAAAACAUUGUAUGUCUUCUUAGUAAAUAUAUCUUUUAGAUUUAACUAAUGUAGCAUAGAAUCCAGAGGAAAUGGAAUUUCCUAAUAGCAGAUAUAUCUGUAACCAAGAUUAAGGAAAGGUCUUUUUGCCAUCUUGUAACAAAUAUCAGUUAAAACAAAUGCUUUACUACAUUGGACCCUUUCAAUUUAGCACUUAUAAAUAGAGGUAGUUUUUGCAAUUUACUAAACUGCACUCUAAGAAACAGCAUCAUACUAAAUGAGUUGUUAGUACCCUGUCCUCCCCCUCCAAUCCCCAAUGGAUUGCCUCCUAAAUGCUAUUACCACUUUUCGGAGCAAAUUUCUAGAUACAGGUGUUAGUGAGGAAAAGGCGUAGGACAUUUUGCCAAGCAUGUUGUUUCUUCUUGCAUAAUAAGAAUCAAGGAGAAAGAAAUUGUAUUUUAUGGCUUUGAGAUUUUUAAAAAUGUUCUUCUGCAGUUUGAUUGACGUAGCUUGUAAAUUCAGUGAAUCACCCUCAUGUACACUGAAGAAGGUCUAACUUUCAGACCUAGUAACCAGACAGGCUUCCAAUGCAUGUUCUACUAAAAUGAAGACCUGUUUCCAUUGCUUAACACUGCAUGAAAAAUGCUAUUACAGACUCACCGUGAAAUUAGGAGCACAGUGUGUCCAGAGUUUUUCUAUUUUGGAUCAGAUAUAAAACCUAAGUUUCUGUUGAGAUUAAUGAGCUGGCAGCAUUUAUUUCCUUGAAACCUUGAGGUGGCCAUCUUCUUACUCCAGUAGGUAUACUCAUUGGUAGCUUAUGUCUACUGAAUGCAAUAUAUAUUUUUUUCUGGUCAGGGAUUUUGGCUGCAUUGUGAUUUGGUUAUGACAUAACUCUGCUAAGGAGCACAUUAGCUACCAUCCAGUGUAGUCUGUGAGGCUCAGUUAGUGUUUUUAAGUUCAUGAAAAAGCUAGAAAAAAUUUUGUUUUAAUAGAUAUCCAAAGUAUUUGUUAUAAUGGUUAUAAUUUUUAUAAUUGCUGAACUCCAUUCUUUCCCUGGGACUUAUGAGGACACUUGUGCAACGCUCUUUAUGUGGAGACAGGACCUGGACCCUGAGAUCUUGGAAUCCUUGCCUAACCCUUUCUUCCUUGCAUCUAGGUCUCUGUUUUUUAACCACAUGGGGGCAAGAAGGCCAGGGUGUUUAUGGGAGACUGUGUAGACUGAGGAUAGGGUGCUCUCAUGGAAGUAAUUACAAAGGACUGAGAGGUUAACCCACUUCCUCCAGAGAAUAGAGGGUAGGUUUAUGGUCAGUGUGAACAGAACAUGCUGGGAGCACCUCAGUCCUCAGGCCAAGAAUAGGAAACACCUUUGCUAGGCUGCUGGGCUCCCUAUACAUAUACAUAUCAGCUCACUGAAGUCAUUUAUGCUUCUGCAUAGUAACUCAGAGCUUAUCAUGGUAUAGGAAAUCAGUAAACAUUAUGGUUGUAAACAAUGUGUUUUGUAACCAUAAGGCUAGGAGGGACUUCCAGGAGUCAUCCAAUCUAUUUCUCUGCUUUUUGUAAAAAUUGUCUAAGCAACUAUUCUAAACAUAUGGUUAUUCUCUCUAUACUUAAGAAUAUCUAUGGGAAGCAUAUUUUUAAAAAAUCACUGAAAAUCCAGUUUUUAUUUGGUAAUUGGUAAGAAGCCAGAGACAAGAUCUGUAUAUAUAUCCAAUUUGUCAGAAGAAUAACACACUCUUUUUUAGUUUACAUGAUUUGACUUAGAUAAGAAGUGGCCAUUUGCAUUGCCACACAUGUCACAAUGAAGAAUAAGCCAGAGAUCUAUAUAUAUUACAGACAGGAUGUAAACUACAUUUUUUCAUUCAAUAUAAUCUAAAUGUAUCUUUGGAGCUAUAAACUGAGGCAAUGGUCUAAUAUGUUAUCAUUUUGUCAACCUAGUAUAGUUGAUAUAGUUACACUGUUGCUAUAUGUGUUUGUAAAGGUACUAUACAAGCUGCAGUCACAGAAUUCAGAAGCUGUGAAAAAGCAUUGUGUUUUUAUUUGUCCUACAGAAUACAGUCCACAUACCCUCCACUGGGUAUUGUGACUAUAACAAUGGGUGGUAGUUGGUAUUACAUUUGACUAAUAUCUAUAGAGUAUUCUCAUCUACAAACAAUUACACAUAUGAAUUUUAGCAUGGCAGAUUAAAAGGAAUUUAAAUGGCUGUCCUAUUUGAAAUCAAAUGGUAUUAAUCUGGGAAAAUGGUUUAACCUACUCUAGAAGGGAUACUUUCAAAUAUAAUUUGGCACUUAUUCUCCUCUGUUUUAGUGUUCUUGCAAGCAACUGAUUUAUGAUUAGCCAUCAAUACCAAAGCUUCAUGCUGGCAUCAAUAUCAUUUUGAUGGAGAGAAUGUCAUCAUUUGCAAAUAAAUCAGUUAUCUAAUAAAGUCAGAAACCCCUAAUGUACCUGAAACAUACUGCACAGUAUGCGAUUUGUGAAACUUAAUUAAUAGGUAGCAUUAGCCAUAAUAAAAAGAAUAAUACUCAGUGCCUGGAGAACAAGUAUAGUUGAGUCUCUUGGCUGUAUAGUGUUGUGUGGAGAAGGGAAAGUUGAUAUAGCUUCUAGGUAACAGGUGACCAAGUGGUCUAAAGUCUUCCUUGAUAUUAAUCUCUUCCCAUAUAAUUUAAAUUAUUUUGGGUUUCUUUUUUAAUACCUGACAAUGGGUGAAGCCCAGUGAGCUGGGACCUAUUGUGCCUGAGAUAGGCACUGAUGCCUGGGACUUGAGAGUGCAUCCCUGGGUCCAGCACUUCAUAUGUGACCUGUCAUGAUCUCAUACUUGGUCCUCUUGUCCAGUGACAAUAAACAGUAUCACGAACAUAGUGUUUUAUUGUGAUAGUGCAAAAGUGGGUGCCUCUCCAGGUAAAAUGAAAUAGGAAACAAAUAAAAUCUCAUUCAUUAGUGCAUCAAGUUUUUAAUUUUGAAAAUUCCUCCAAAGAGUUUCAGCAAUAGCAAAAUUAAAUUGAUAAGUACAAAAGGCAAACCACAAAGAAUUUGGAAAACCACCAGACUCUUUGUUUUGUACAAAAUCAUAUUGCCAACAAUUGAAGUAGUGUGUUUGGGGGUGAGAAAUAACAAGAGGGAGAGAAAGUUUAUAACCAUCAAGGAAUAUAUUUCUGGAAGGCUCUUCGAAUUCCUAACUUGCUGAAGAUAGGUGUUGUGGGUCAUCUGGGCAUAAAGUAAAAGUUCUACCCAUAAGUUUCUGUCUUAAAUCAUGCAUUUUGAACCCGACUUAGCCCAGGCUCAGAUGCUCUCUUACUCCAUGCCAUCACUGGAAAUCACUGCACCCCCUCAAGCCUGGCCCCAUCAAACCCCAUCCUGUCUGUGCCUCUGAACCUAACAUGGUCAUGGAGAGAGUGCUGAUGCCUGUUCCAGGCAGAUGGGAGACCAGCACAACUCAGGCCCAAGUAACAGCGCACUUUCAGAGUGAACUAAUGAUUCUCAGUUGUGCCUGGGACAUAACUUACAUCUGCAGGUUCUCCUUCUGCUCUUUCUUCAAAAUACAGUCCUACUCCAAGCUCUUGAUGUAAUGUUACUAAAUGUUCCUUUGGAAUGAAUUAUACAGGAUGUAGGCUUUGGGUGAUACCAGAUGCUUUUCAGCCAACAAUACCUAGAAACUCAAGUCCAAGAACCAAACUCCAUAUUGUAGCCUGGGGUUUAUAAUCUGUUAGAUUAUAGAUCUUCAACUGCAAAAACCAUGCCAUUUCAGAUAUAACCUGGUACCAUGAUACAUGAGGAACUGAAUGGCUGGAGCUUAACAUAUGCCGGUAUGAAUGAUGACUCUUUAUGGGUAGCUCUUGAUAAUAAUAUACUUAAUUCACAAGCAGUAACUUAACAUACACAUAAUUUGUGUUAACAUUUUAUUGCUAAAUGGGUAAAUUGACCCCAGCUGUGGACUCAAUUUCGGGAUCCUCAUAGUGGUGAAUGAAGAACAGACACUGAUUAUAUAUGGAUUAACAUAAUUCUUGUCAGAGCACACUGAGAUAGUGUGCAAAAUUCCUUCCUCACACUUCAUUCAAACAAUUGAAAUCUAAGUAACAUUGUCUUGCCACCUUUAUGUUUCCCUCCCUCUUUUGUUUCUUUCAUUAAAAAAAUAGUCAUUGAUACAUAUAACAGGAAGAAUGACUGCCAAUCUCAUGUUGUAAAAUAGUUUCAGUUAUAUAGUAAGGAAUAUUCUGUCUGUGUGUGUGUGUAUGUGCGUUGAAUGUAGAUAUUACAUGAUUAAAGAAGUGACAUUUUGGAAGGACUUGGGAUGUAGAAAAGUAAGGUUUGUGUCUUUAUUUCUAAUAUGCUGUGACUAGACCACAGCUUCUCUCAGGUGCUUCACUGCCAUCCCAUCUUUGUUAAGAAAUGAUCCCAUUCAAUGAUUCAACUCAUCAGCUUGUCAGUAUCUGGCUGCCUUCAUAAGAAUUACCUAGGAAGCUUUUAUGAAUAUAAAUUACUGGGCUUUUACACUUUAGAGAGUUGGAUUCAGUAGGUCUUAAGUAAGGCCUAGGAAUCUGUAUUUAGAAAAUCACUCUAGGUAAUGCUAAUCUAUGCCAGACUCGGGAAUCACUGAACAGUAUUCAAAUAAUCUCAUUUACUAGGAAUAAAUGCAAGCUGACUGAGAUAGCAAUAUAUUACUUCAUUUGUAGUUAUUUUGAAAAGCUAAAUACUCUGGGCUUCAUGGCAUUCUUUCUUUCACAAGUUUUAAUUUUAGCUUUGAUUUCAAAUUUAUAGUCUGACAUUUGAGCAUGAGUGUUCAAACUUAUUAAAGACUGAAGUCAACACUGAUAAGCAUGAGGGAUGAAUAUUGCUCACUAUAGGGCUAUUAGGCAUACUAGAUACAGUACCAUUUUCUUAGUUACUGCCUGAGUCAUGCAGGAUAUCAUGAUAUUUGCUGAUCCUCACCACUGAGAUAUAAACUAUGAAAUUUUGGACAGAAAAGCAAAUGUUGAUUGACAGUCUUAUUUCUGAAUGCUUUGAUACAAAUGUAUACAUUUAUAUUUAUAUUACAAAAAUCACCAACUUAAUACUUAGUCUCACUCUGUACUUUUCACCCUGAAUUGUACAUUCAUUUAAAAGUGAUUUCCUAGCAAUACCUUAUGACAACCUUUCAAGCAAUAAUUUAAGCCAUGGUGAUGGAUGCCAUAUGAAACUUGUACUUCUGUGUACUUCAUAGAACCUUCAGGAAAAUAGACACAUAAUUUAUAUAAGCAAUAAUACAGCUAGUGUGAACUUUUAAAAGAUAUUUACCAUUCUACUUCAGCAAAAUGAGCAGCAAGUAAUGACUCAUAUAGAAAUUAUCUGAGCAAAUGACAUGCUUAAACUGUAUCAGAAGUUAUUUGUUGGCACACAUGCUAUAAAGUAAUUAAUGAAUUCACAUCAGAUUAUUGGUCAUACAAUUCUUUAAAUAUCUAUCCUAUGUUUUCUAUUCCUCUCGAGAGAUCUGUCUGCAUGUGUGAUUGCCCAGAUUUUCAGAUCUUUGUAGUGUGUAAGGAGUAGUUAAGAAUGAAUAAAUGAGUAAAAGCUGAGCAUAGGGCAGAUGAGUUGAGUACGUAGGCUUUGUGAAAACAUAGACGGGUCUUGAAACAAGCUAACUGUUGGUUUGAUAAGGUCUUAGAAGGUGAAAGAUUAAAGAUAAAAAGUGCUCAUUACUACUGUUUUCCAAUGUUUAUUAAGUAUAAUAGUAUUUUGGCUUCAGGGUAUGAUUGGUUAUAAGUCAUCUAGUAUAAUUAAUAACAUCGGAAAAUGAUUAUGCAGUCAUUGAAAAUAACCUGCCCUUCUCAGCCAUUUUGAUGAUAACACUAAAAAUUGCAGAUUUCAAAAUGAAUAAUUCACAUUUUUAGUCUUACUACUUAAAAUACAAUUUUAACUAAAUGUGGCAUAGCCAAUAAUAAUCAAUCCUUUAAAAGUUAAAUUACUCCUCCAUAAUUUAGAAUAAUAUAUUAAGAUUACAUCUAAAAGCAACUGGUAACCUUAUGUUACAAUGAGGAAAUUCUAAGCAUCAGAUUAUUAUUUAGCAAUGUCAUACAAGUUUAGGAUCCAUUUCUAAACCUCUAAAUAAGAUUACAGCUCCUCUUAUUACCUACCUGGAUAAACUCUCUUCUAAUCACAAAUCUGAACAUACCUGGAAUGGUGGGUGGGCUUGCUAGUAUUUUGCCUUCCUAUUACCCAUAGCAAAAUUUAAAUUAGCACCUACUUACACAUUUAGAGAAUUCCACUAUAAAAAUCAAAUAGGAUUAUUAGUUCACUGAAAAAGUUUUCAACAAUUAUCUUCUUGUAUAUCAUUGGACACUUAGCCCUUAAUAAGUAUGUUUGACUGUAGUAAAUAAUGAAAAAUAUUUAAUUUAAGUGCAUUAAAUUACAGUGAAUUUAUCUUCUGUUAAUUCAUCUAAUUGCUGAUCAGAUAAUUCUUAAUAUUAGACUUAACUACUGUUACUUAUUAUUUGAAAGCAGAAGAGGCAAGAAAAACUAAAUGGCAAACCUAAGUAAUAGCUUGUUCUUGAUUCUUUUGAUAAAUAUUUUAAAAAUAAAGGAAUCAGUUUAUAUUCAGUCAUCCUCUGUGGCCUUUUCACUAUUUGAUGAUAAGGAAAAGAUUCUGCUAAAUAUAUUUUUGUCAUGGUCUAUUGAAUUUAAUUAAAUACAAGUAGGAUAGUAAAGUAUUAAUUGGGGUAAUUGCAGAAAUGUGCAAAAUUGCUUCUUCGUACCAUCUCACUUUUUAAAGACAAUUGCUCCUAUUUUGCUAUACCUGGUAGUUAUACAUCAGAUUCAAGGCACAGAGACAGAUAGAAGGGUGGGCUGGGCAGGAGCUUUAGAUGAGAUUGUGCAAAGACAUUUGAUGUUUUUCUUCAUGAAGGUAUACUCAUAAAGAAGAUGCAGUUUCCAUAACAUACAGGUGUGGUUUAAUGAAAGUCAAACGAUUUAUUUGACUGAUGGUCGUUCUUAUUUUUAAAAGAAAAAAGAAAACAAUCCUUCACAAGCCAUUUUCAGUUUUCUUAGAAGGUAGUGUGAAUCUCUCAGCACCUGCACAUAUCAGUGAAUUUGGGAUUAGAAACUCAGAGCUAUUAAUAGAAACUCUGAAGGUGGCAGAUAGAAGUAGUCUUGGGUACAAUAAUGAAGGUAAAUGAAAGUGUCAGAACAUCUGGACUGAAGGAACAAAGAAGGUCAAAUACCAGCUCUACCGUGUGGCACAGAAAAGCUGGCUAAAAUUAGCACAAAGAACAGACCCUCAGUGUGCAAGUGAUAUUACAACAAACAAUUUUUCCUUUUAUAACAUGCCUGCUGAGCUAACAUUCAUUGAGAAGAAUACAAUUUGAUUCUAAACAUGCCUUGUUUUUUGUUCUGACACUAUAGAACAUGCAUCCUUCCCUAGUUGGGAAAUUUAGUAAAUUGGAUCACAAAGAAUAAGAAAUAUUGAUUCUGUGUCCUAAAAUCUGUAAAAUCAUUUUUGGGCUUAUACUAUAUUCCUUAUUCUUCACAUUUUUUUGUGCUUUGGCUGCUACCAAAACAAGUGCUCUACUUUAGGUGAAUAGAAGCCUUUGUGACCCCAGGCCUGUGCCACUCAUUCAGGGAUGCUCCAGAGAGCUAGAGCUGGGGAGAGGCCCCCCACAGUGCUUGAUGGUAUUCUGUGCCAGAGGUGAAGAUGUAUUCUCAGUCUUCCAAAAUUAAAAGUGGUUAGGUAGUCUUUUAUCAUUAUUCAAAUGUGUUUUACUUACAAAUAACUGGUUAAUUCAAGUUGAGUUUGUUUAGAACAGAAAUUUUUCAAGGAGGAAACAAACAUGCACAAUUUUUAAUUAGGGUUAUAAGAAAAAUAAGGACAAAGAUUCGCUGUCUCAAAAGAGUCAACUUAAUUAUAUCCAACAAUCAGAAUGCCAAGCUUUUUUGAAAAUUUUCAUAUCAAGUUCUUCAGAACUGAGAAAUAAAAAUAAUCUUGUUGGUCGAUUCCUUGAGGUUUUAUCCUCUGGAGAUAACACGUAAUUAUGAAUUAUAUUUAAAUUAUUUUUUCUCCAUGUUCUCCAUUUUUGGCGAAAAGGAAGAUGUAGAAGAUGUCAUAAAUAAGACAAACUUAUGAAUUGUGACAUUGAGCCAGCAUUAGCAAAUCUGUCAACAUUCUUUCUUUUUCUUAAAAUAAUUAACUUUUAAAAAUAACAUAUGGUAAGAGUCAAAUUAGUUUUUCACAUUAGACUACAGAGAAACCAUCUCAAACUCCUCAGAAUAAAAUCUAAGUCAAAGCUAAUUUAUGUUCAAACCAUUUGUACAACAAAUAAAUAUUUCUACAUCACCUUUAAUAAGAAACUAUGCCCAGUUUCCAUACUUAGUAAAGCCUCAAUUUCUAGAACAGUUCUACUUUUAUUGUCUUCCAUGAAGCAUUCCUUUAUGGUCAAUAUCACUAUCUUUAAAGGCUAACAGGAGAAUAUGGCUUUCUUCUGAGGCUGGGGUGAUCUGGAUCAGUGUAUUUAUAUGGAACCACUUAAAAGAUUCCCCUCUUUUAAAAUUUUUUACCUUUUUUAGUUCAAAUCUCUGUCAUUAAAGUCAAGCAAAAUAUUAGAGCAGCCAGAUAGUUUGUCAACAACAUGAAAGCCCAUUCGAAAUUUUAUUAGUAUAAAUUACCCUGUUGAAAUCCAAGCCUAACAUUGACUUGGAGUCUCAGAUAAAUUGCUUUUGUGUUAUUGACUGAAAAGUAUUAUCAAGAAGAAGAAUUUCACUCUUAAGGUAGAUAUCAUUCUAGCCAAGAAGGUCUACAUAACUAAAGACGACUAUAGAAUUGUCAACAGUAAUUCAGGGAGAUUUUUUAAACAAUUCUUUAAUAUUUACUUUGUUGUGCAAAGAUAAUUAUUAGUUGAUGGCAGCCAAAAUUAUUAUUCCUGUCUUUUAAAUUUGUUUUGGGGAUAAAACAGAGCACUUGUAAAAUCCAUCUCUUUCUAUUGUUAUGUAUCUCAAUGGCCUACAAUAAGGGGUACUCAUUGUUUUUUUCUUUUGGUCCUUAAAAACACACUCUUUUUUCUGCCUAAAAUCAUUCUCCUACUAAAAUGCAAGUGAAUACCUGACUGUAGUAGGUAUCCCAUUUUAUGGGCAUACAUUAAAUACUUUAUUAUAUACAACUGGAUUGCAAGAAAGGACACCAAUAGGGAAGAUGAAAAGACACAGAAAAAUCAAACUUGGCCUACACAAUUAAAAUUAUGUCAAUAGCCUGACCCUGUAAACCUAGAAGAAAGCUGAAAAAAAUGGUAAAGCUAACUGAUUAUAAAUUUUUAAACAUAGAAUUCAUAUUUAAUGGAAUGUCAUAAAAUUCAGCACACCAAAACUUUGAUAAAACAAACAAGAAACUGAAGAAAUACAUUAAUCAGAAUGAAUUUAAAGGGACAAAAGGAACUUCUUGCAUUAUAUAUGCCCAACAGCAUGCAAUUCGUUUUCUGUUGGGAAAAUUUGGUACCAUGUGUCCAUUCAACUUUUGCUGUAUGAUCUAAUUAAGCAUUAGUAUUGUCCUUAGGGUAACAAGAAAGUGCAAGAUCCAAAUAUCAAGUGUGACUAUAACUUGAAUAUCUAUAGAGUUUGAUAUUUUUGAGUAGGACUCCUGGUGGAUGUAAAGUGAGUAGUAUACACACACACACACACACACACACAUAUGUAUUAUGUGUAGUAAACUAAUUAGGCCCUUCAAGUUUGUCAACAUCCUCAGGUUUUCCCUUUUUCAUUCUUUUUAUUCUUCCUCUUUCCCUCCCUCCUUCCUGCCUGCCUGCCUUCCUUUCUAGCUCCUAUGAAGGAUGUGAGAAUAGUAUUUAUUACUUUGAGGAUUCCCUUUUUCACUUUCACAUGAUUAAACACUUUGUGGAUUCAUGAGGUAAGGGAAAAAGAACACAAACAUUUAGACAGAGAGCAGUUGGACAGAAAUGACUGAGACAACUGAGACCUUGGCUUCUAAAGGCUUCAUGAGUCUGAAAAAUACGUAUGUUGUUCUUUUUCACUGUAUUUAAACACCUUCUCAAGAAGUAUCCAGGUCAACCUUUUUUGGGUUAUUUUCUAUUUUUUUGCCCCUACAAACAUCUUCAUUUAGAAAAGUCCUCUUAUUUUCAAAUAGUAAAUUUUUACUUGGAUACCACACUGCUAAAGAUUGAAAUAGUAGAGUAGUUUCUUCUAUUUGUAAGGAAAUUGUUUUCUAAAAACUACUUCCCAAAAAGAUGAAUACACCAAAUGCUACUUGAUUUUACUGCCUCUAUCUAGAGAUAACUGAUGCACUGUCUUGCUUCCUAUAUACCCCUCUGUAACUCAGUUUGAUAAAGCAUGGUGUUUGGGGUUCUUUUUUGAGGGUUUGAAAACAUUUGCCAUCAAUUUUAUAAGUCUACUGUAGUGAAAAAGCAAUAUACAAUGUAUUCCAUAUUUCUUAGCUCUAUGUCUUUGAGAUUUUAGCAUAUAUGCAAGUAGCUAUUUAUAACCACAAUUUUGACUUAUUCACCAGAAUUAACAAAUUACCAUGUUCUAAAGUACAAAAAGACACAGGUUGCAUCAUUUUAUGAUAUAUCAAGGGAACAAUCAUUUACAAAUCCCAAUCCAAAGAUUUUUUAUUUCUCUUUUCAUGGAACAUUCAAUCAUUUCUAGCAGAGUACUCAAUUCCUAAGGAAAAAGAAGUAAAAUACCUUAUCUAAAAGAGCAAAAAUGAUGAACACAGGAGAUUAUGUCCUUCGUUUAGGUACCCCCAACACUAUAAUUUAAACAAGUCUUGAACAAGAUUUAAGGAAUCGUUAACCUCUAAAAUGGAAAGGUUUUUUUUCAUUUUUUGAAGUUAGUAUAUUAAUAUUACAUUCAAACUUCUUAAUGAGGUGAUGCCAUGACCAGUUUGUGUUCCUUAACAGAAAAUCAUAUAAUACAGCUUUUUUCUCUCUGGAAAGAUAAGCUUCAGUAAGUCAAAUACCUUUGAAUUUUGGUUCUAUUUGGACUUCUUUGCUAUACACCUCAAGGGUCUACUAUUCUAACAGAUCAGGUAGUCAAAGGAAGAGGUAUUAAAAAUUCAGAAAAUUAAAAGCUUCUAUGCUAAUCAGCUUUUAUUUAUUUUGCACUGACUAACUUAUUUUGAAAUUGUGAACAAACAGGCAGCUAUCAUAUAAAUUGACACCUGUGAAAGUACAAGUUUCUUUCUUCCUGUGAUGUUCAGUGUUAAGAAAGCCUUUGUCUUGAAAUGAUAGACAAUCUUAAUACUUGUUCAGAUGAAGAAAUAUGACCUUCAGUACUUCAACCACUUUUAUCUCUUGAAACAUUUUAAAUAAUGAAUGUAAAACCAGAAGAAAUCCGGUUAAGAAAAACAGAAGCAAUUAAGAUGGAAUUUGAACAUCUGAGAUUCAUUGUCCCAUUUCCUCCAUUUCAUUGUCUCCUGCUGACUUGAUAUCUGAAGCCCAGGUUGACAGAAUGUACAAGCUACUAAUCUUUGUCUCCCUGAAGAAUUCUGAGAUAAGCAAAAAUUGCUUUAUGUAGAAACUGAUCCACAUUAUCAUGACAGGUUACGAUUACUAGCAUGUCAGGUUCAGUUCAAAUAUAAAAAAUGGUCCCUGGAGAGAAACACUUUGUGAUUUCUUUUUUUGGAAUUGGAUGAACAGUUUUUUCUUUAUUAAAAAAAAAGAAAAACUUCCUGACAGUUUUGCCUUGGAAAAACUCUGAAGUUUUAUAACAGCUGCCUGUAACUACAUUAUAACUCUAGUAUCCAAGUGACAUUAUGCUUUUAAAAUGUACCAAUUAAGUGCAUUCCAGAAAUAAUACAUAUCAUUCUUCAUUUCAAAAUUGACCUACCUGAAUUCUGACUCUUCAACUGUGAGUAGCCAUUUACAAAACCAAAGGGUCUCAUUUCCCAAACAGUACUUUAGAUAAAACACUUGCCUGCUCAUUUCAAUGCAUAAGGUAAGCAGCCAGUGCAUUGCCAUCAAUAAUUCUGGCACUAUAUGAUAAUAAAUAGGUUUUCCAACUUAAUGAAAACACAUAAUGUGCUAGGCCUUUGUUGUUUCCUCUGCAUGGGGUAGGUUUUACAUAACCAGAUGCCUGAAUUAUUUUAAUGUUUUGACCAAUUCAUUUGCUGUAAUUUCAUGGGUCUAAGUUUUGGUUUGGCUUGCAAUUGUAAAUAAUAUUGUACAUCUGCUGUUUUGCUAUCCAGUUUUGCUUUGUGAGUCAUUUCUUUUAAAAAUCUAGUUAUCACAAACUUAAAUCACAAUGUCAUCAAAUAAUACCAGGUAAAUAUACUAAUAUAUUUGUAGGGCAUGGUUAAAUUACUUAUAUUUUGACAUGUCAAGCUAUUUUUUUUUAAAGAUGAAUGCAUCUCUUAAACCUGAACCAUUAAUUUAAAAGUUUCAUUUGAUGUUUCAUAUUAUAUUUUAAAAUAGUUUCCUUUAUCCAGUAGCACAAGUUUAGAAAAUCUUCCUGAUUGAAGGUAAAAUAUGCCUCAUUUCACUAGAAAUUUAAGAAUACUAGUACAUGUAAAGUUUGUGAGCACUUAUAUGAUUAUAAACAACCACUGUAUCUUUGCUUUUCAUGUAACACCACUUUUUAUUCAUUUAUGUUUAUUUGUAAUUAUUUGAAGUCAUGGACAAUGUAAAUAGCAUGUUUCAUUAUGAAAAAUGUCUUUGUAUUUACAGACUGCAGAACAAGGUAAACUUGUAUAUGAAAAAUGAUUGAUGAAAACCUGGGAUUCUUAUAGAACAAAUUGGAAAUGACAGUUGUGUGUUAUAUUUACAUAAUUCAUUACAAAACUACCUGUUUAAUUCAUGCAUUUAUUUACCUUAUAAGUCCAAAUUGUCACUUAUCAAAUAUUUAAAUCAAUAAAUGAUACCAGAAAAUAUGAA